GGAAGCUGCGCGAAAAGGUUGUGAUUAUCAACCUUUUCGCGCAAAUUUCAAAUUAUCAAAUGUCGGAGAGAUUCAUCUGCAAGAGAUACCUAGAAACAAUGCCAUGCUGCUAUAAUUUCCUCACGAGGGUAGUGAAAUUUACCGGAUCCAGUGCAGGACCGAGCUAAAGUCGAUUGCUGAUGGCCGCUCUACGACCUGCAUUCGACAUAAUAAAAGGUAACUGUAUCGUGUCUCAGCAACAACAUCCGAGGUAAGAUCGAUUCUUACACCGGGCACAGAAGGGAUUACACAGUCGAAAAACUCCUCGAUCAGAGCAAGUGUACAUAAUUUGCAGUAUAAGACCUUCGAUGAAAUCUCCAGCUUUGAUAAUUAGGAUCUAAAAAUUAGAAGCACAUGUCAUCAUAGCAGACGCGAUAUAUAUGUCUUGCAGUUUCAGAAUAGAGGCUUCUGAUUGCAAAAACACGAUUCGCGUUGUCUGUAAAUUCUUGUGACGAAUGAUAGGAAAAAGCCACUUGUUUCUUAAGACCAAUGCAUGCCAGAUUUGUAUAAAAUUCAAAGCCUCGACGAUGAAGCUUCGAGAGGCAGUCGCUUCCUGAAUUCAAAGGCAAAAAAUCCGAAUCGAAAUCAGACUUGCCCUCGGCUGAGGUAAAAGAAGGAGGCGAAAUUCCUGUGGAGAUCGUAAGACGCCACAGAAUCUGAGCGAAGACGAGGAGUACAAGACUGGUGAGCUGACACAGGAGGGCCCUGUGGGUCUCAAACAUGGAUCUGCGUGGACUUUACCGUGGGGGGACUUAUAGUAGUGAUAGCUCGGGCGGUCAGCCUCCAAACAAUUUACCGAGGGGUCAUGCGGCUCCAAAGACGACAAGACCCAGAAGACCGAGACCCAUCGAUGACGAUGAGUCUGGCCCAGACGACGGCCCCUUGGCGUGGAAGACGACAGGCCCGAGAAGGCCACGAUUACGGAGAUAUUACGAACAAGUAGUACGACCCACCAUCCUCCCAGACAUUACCCCAGACAGUUCAGAGAGAUAUCCGGGGUUGUACAGAAGCGCUAUACAAGCGAUUUUUAUGAUCGAAGACUCCGGAGAAACGAUCAGACCUGGGCAGAGUCUGGACAACAACGUAACCGCGGGUUCACAACCAGCUGUUCAAAUUUCAGAGCAAAGUCUCCAGAGGGUCCUGAACAAGAUCGAUUCUGGCGGAGCUCAGAGUGCUGCUGACAGAAAAGGUAAAGCGGUAGCACAGCAGACCGUGUCGAGGAAAAGAGGUCGCCCACGCAAGAAUACAGUGCCCUCCUACGCUCUAGUAACUGUGCCGCCCCAAGCAGGAGCGGUAGCAGCGCAGGACGGAGCGGAAUCAGACGACGAGCCACCGAAGAAAAGAAGAGGUCGCCCACCCAAGAAUACAGCCCCCGUGAAUUCAGUGCCUCCCGUGAAUCCUACCGCACUAGCAGUUUGGCAGCCCCCAGCAGGAGCGGUAGCAGCGCAGAACCAGCCGGAAAAGAGGAAACCAGGUCGCCCACGCAAGAAUCCAGUGCCCUCCUACGCUCUAGUAACUGUGCCGCCCCAAGCAGGAGGAGGUACAGGCGCAGCUCAGGCACAAGCAGGAGGAGGAACUGGCGCAGCCAGCUCCAGCCAGCUCCAGCUAGUUCCAAGUUCGGCCGAUUUGGGUAUGGGUCCCUUUUUAUUACAAGCACAGAGGAGAUCUGCCCGACAGAAAGCACAGGUAGUAAGGUACGACUACGUCACGACAGAUACAUCCCGACGUAAAGCCCGACCUCUGCAGGUAACUCUCCCAAACAUCAAUCCUACUCUGAACACGGAGGGACAAUUUCGCAAACUCUUUGAGAAGGACGAACUCUGUGACUUAUGUGGAAGAGGUCCCAGUUUGAAUCUUGGAGAGUGGUACAACUGGUGCUGUUCUAAGAACAGUAUUGACUGCGACUGCAAGGACUCUGCCAGAAAAAUACAAGUUUUUAUCCAACGCAUGAUAGAUAAUGGAGUAUGGCCAAAUGGGAGGUUGGCUUCAGGAAAAGUGCAUGUCAAGUGUGGUCUCUGGAGUAAUGAGGUAACAUGGGCUCACAGUAUGCUGACUUCACGAUCAAAAAAAAGUUUAACGAAGCUUCCGGAAGCCUUGGAGGCAGCUAUGAGCAAGGUCUGCACAAUCUGUCAUAAUCUGGGAGCUUCAGUCUCAUGCAUUCAAAGGCCCAAUGGAUGCACGGAAAUCUACCACUAUCCUUGUGCGGAAUCAGUCAGCGUGGGGCCAAAUUACAUCCGCAUUUGGACCGGUCCUUUCGUCAGAGAUAUAGAUAAAAUGAUAUGCCAUGCCCAUAUCGACGAAGUUGAAAGGGACGAAUUAGAAGCUGAACGAACUUUCCACCAGGGCAAUGUCGCUGUCUUGGUGCCAUUUCCUGGUGUUAGAUUGCUGUCUCCGGACUUUUCCAAUCAAGUGGAACCAACUCCUAUACCAGUCUACAACGAUGUAGAUGACGAACCCGUACCACCGAUACAAUAUGUCAGAUAUUUAAGUUUUAACGGCGUGGAAGUCAGAAAUUUGAGUCCAUAUCCAAACCCUGACGGAACCCCAGUUCAAGAGAUAGAAAACAGCAUCUGUGGAAAUUGUAGUAAUUAUGAUAACGAUGAUCCCCACGUGGACGUCAAUCGCCAUGCCUAUUGUCUCCAAAGGAAAUUUCUCACAAGGUACACAGACCGACGACAAGAUUGGCAAGGAGUGAAUAUGUUUGGACGACUUUGCUAUACAAACGGGCUUCUUCAGUUGAGGGACUCGACGAGACCUGUGAGGGGCCAAGGUGUGCAGCCUUACCGACACAAAGACAUCGUGGAGUGCUUUCAUGCAAUAUGUGGAUGUCUUGCCACCUGCCAGAACGGAGUAUCACAGAGAGAUCAAAUGAAACGAGUUGAACUAUACAGAACAGAGCAUCAUUUUUGGGGGGUUCGAGCUGCUGAAAGAAUACCAAGAGGAGCAUUCAUUAUGGAAUACGUUGGUGAGGUAAUCUCUUCACAGGAGGCGUCUAGACGCGAGACUACAUACGAUAGCAGACUUUGCAGUUAUACUUUUGCGGUCGAUCAUUAUCCUGAAUUUAGGAGUCUGGAAGAUCCACAAGUCUUGGUGAUUGAUGGUGAAAAUAUCGGCAAUGUUUGUAAAUAUGUCAAUCACAGCUGUUCAGGAAAUGCAGAGAUGUUCAGAGUAUACACUAACCUACUGAAUCUAGGAUGCUAUCACCUAUGCCUCUUUGCUAUUCAAGAUAUAAAACGUGGAGAAGAGAUCUGUUAUGACUACGGUUAUGAGUUCAAAAUAUACCCAGAUGAUCCCAACCGGCUCAAGGAUCCAAACAAAAUCAGAUGUCUUUGCAAAGCAGGACCCGACAAAUGUAGAAAGUGGCUAAAAUGAUCAGCCCUUGACGUAAUACAGUAACAACCGAGGAAUGAGGUCCUCGAAUCACGAGGACUUCUCGAGACACAGGAAGGGGACUACACCCUGUCUAUUAAGUAAAGAAAUACUAAGAGGCAAUGAAUCCAGUCUGUCCUGAACCGGUAAUUUUGCAAGCCGAGAGACGCUCGUUUCUGGGAAUCUGCAAACUAAAAAGACGGAUCCCCUUGUGGGUGAAUUUUAACUUGAAAGUGAUGUGACGGUCAGCAGUUGCCCUUGACCUGAAAAAGCGGCAAUAAUGUUGAAAUAGGAGACACCUCUACUAACUGACUUUCCUUAUAGCGGAAGAAGGAAUGGAGCCACAGCUUACCAGUGGGGCAGGUAGUGCUCUUCCAGAGGGUUGUAAGUGAACACUAACAACGGGAAAGCGUUUUCAUUAGUUUCUUCGCCUUAGAGUUUCUAAAGUUCUUUGACUUUCAUCUCUUCGUUAGCAAAUGACUCCGUUUCUGAAAGUUGCAGCUCUUGCUGACUAGUCUAUUGACAUCACGUUGAGCGCAAAUAAGAAUUCAAUCGAAUCUCCUCCAUGUUACAAAGAACAGAUAAAACAAGGGGCGCAACUUUGGCAGAACGUAGUGGGUUCACUGGUCCUAAGCUGGAUGGAACUCC
Messenger RNA from Marchantia polymorpha subsp. ruderalis, 4056 nucleotides. The record is from the annotation of a GenBank genome assembly. Lineage: Eukaryota; Viridiplantae; Streptophyta; Marchantiopsida; Marchantiales; Marchantiaceae.